This is a messenger RNA of Suncus etruscus (white-toothed pygmy shrew), 2723 nucleotides long. RefSeq names its product collectin subfamily member 12 (gene COLEC12). Gene Ontology annotation, molecular function: signaling receptor activity. NCBI's taxonomy places the organism in Eukaryota, Metazoa, Chordata, Mammalia, Eulipotyphla, Soricidae. The record is from RefSeq and is a predicted model, not a curated record. The coding region runs from base 28 to 2256 and encodes 742 amino acids. The transcript has 10 exons.
GGCGCGCGGCGCGUCUCCUCCAUCACCAUGAAAGACGACUUCGCAGAGGAGGAGGAGGUGCAAUCCUUCGGUUAUAAGAGGUUUGGUAUUCAAGAAGGAACGCAAUGUACCAAAUGUAAAAAUAACUGGGCACUGAAGUUUUCUAUCAUAUUAUUAUACAUUUUGUGUGCCUUACUGACAAUCACAGUAGCCAUUUUGGGAUACAAAGUUGUAGAGAAAAUGGACAAUGUUACAGGUGGCAUGGAGACAUCUCGCCAAACCUAUGAUGACAAGCUCACAGCGGUGGAAAGUGACCUGAAAAAAUUAGGAGACCAGACUGGGAAGAAAGCUCUAAGCACCAACUCAGAACUCUCUUCCUUCAGAUCAGACAUUCUGGAUCUUCGUCAACAACUUCACGAGAUCACAGAAAAGACCAGCAAGAACAAAGAUACACUGGAAAAGUUGCAAGCAAGUGGGGAUGCACUGGUAGACAGCCAGAGUCAACUGAAAGAAACUUUGGAAAAUAACACUUUCCUCAUCACCACUGUCAACAAAACUCUCCAGGCCUAUAAUGGCUAUGUCUCCAAUCUGCAACAAGAUACCAGUGCGCUGCAGGGUAACCUGCAGAGUCAGAUGUAUUCUCACAAUGUGGUCAUUAUGAACCUCAACAACCUGAAUCUAACCCAGGUCCAACAGAGGAACCUCAUCUCUAAUCUGCAGCGGUCUGUGGAUGACACAAGCCAGGCUAUUCAGCGAAUCAAGAAUGACUUCCAAAAUCUGCAGCAGGUUUUCCUUCAAGCCAAGAAGGACACCGAUUGGCUGAAAGAUAAAGUGCAGAACUUGCAGACUUUGGCUGCCAAUAAUUCCGCCUUGGCCAAAGCCAACAAUGACACUCUGGAGGAUAUGAACAGCCAGCUCAACUCCUUCACAGGUCAGAUGGACAACAUCACCACAGCCUCACAAGCCAACGAGCAGAACCUGAAAGAUCUGCAGGAUGUACAAAAGGAUGCAGAGAACAGAACAGCUAUUAAGUUCAGUCAACUGGAGGAACGCUUCCAGGUCUUUGAGACCGAUAUUGUGAACAUCAUCAGCAACAUCAGUUACACAGCCCACCACCUGCGGACGCUGACUAGCAACUUGAAUGAAGUCAGGACCACUUGCACAGAUACCCUGACCAAACACACGGAUGACCUGACCUCCUUGAAUAACACAUUGGCCAAUAUCCGUUUGGAUUCUGUUUCUCUUAGGAUGCAACAAGAUAUGAUGAGGUCUAGGUUAGACACCGAAGUGGCCAAUUUAUCAGUAAUUAUGGAAGAAAUGAAACUGGUGGACUCCAAACAUGGUCAACUUAUCAAGAAUUUUACAAUAUUACAAGGUCCUCCUGGUCCCAGGGGUCCCAAAGGUGACAGAGGACAGCAGGGACCCCCUGGUCCCACUGGCAAUAAGGGACAAAAAGGCGAGAAAGGGGAGCCAGGACCACCAGGCCCCGCUGGUGAGAGGGGUCCAAUCGGGCCCAUUGGCCCACCUGGAGAGCGCGGAGGCAAAGGCUCAAAAGGUCUACAGGGCCCCAAAGGCUCCCGAGGAUCCCCGGGGAAACCUGGUCCUCAGGGACCGAGUGGGGACCCAGGCCCUGCAGGCCCACCAGGCAAGGAUGGACUUCCAGGCCCACAAGGCCCUCCUGGCUUCCAGGGACUGCAAGGGACUGUGGGGGAACCUGGUGUGCCUGGACCAAGAGGGCUACCAGGCUUGCCUGGGGUGCCAGGAAUGCCAGGUCCCAAGGGCCCCCCAGGCCCACCAGGCCCAUCAGGAGCAGCAGUACCCUUGGCCCUGCAGAAUGAGCCAACCACAGCACCUGAAGCCAAUGGCUGCCCACCCCACUGGAAGAAUUUCACAGACAAAUGUUACUACUUUUCGGUGGAGAGAGACAUUUUUGAUGAUGCAAAACUUUUCUGUGAAGACAAAUCUUCACAUCUCGUCUUCAUAAACACAAGAGAGGAGCAGCAAUGGAUAAAAAGGCAAAUCAAUGGACAAGAUAGUCACUGGAUCGGCCUCACAGACUCUGAACAUGAAAAUGAAUGGAAAUGGCUGGAUGGAACAUCUCCAGAGUUUAAAAACUGGAAAACAGGACAGCCAGAUAACUGGGGUCAUGGCCACGGGCCUGGAGAAGACUGUGCUGGACUGAUUAGUGCUGGGCAAUGGAAUGAUUUCCAGUGUGAAGAUGUCAAUAAAUUCAUUUGUGAAAAAGAUAGGGAGACAGUGCUAUCGUCUGCCUUAUAAUGGACUGUGGGAAUAUCAUGAACAAAUUUCUGGACAGUUCACCAGGACAAAGGAUGCUUCUUUCUGAUUGCAUUAUGUUUUCACCAGAUUGGGAGGGGGAGAUAAAAGCACUGGAAGCCAAUUACUGAAAAAAUUGUCAGAUAUGUUCUUUACCAUCCACCAUUAUUCAAGGACUUGGGAACUAAAAUGUCUCUCAACAUGAUGAUGCAUUGAUUUUCAGUAUGCACAUGAACUGAAUUGCAAGAUUUCUUUCAGCCAGUAACUACAUAAUUAUAAAAAUAUUAUCUUCCAAAAUAUAAAAUGCUCUGAUCAGAAAAAGACUCACUGGUUGUUGAGCAAUUGAAGGAACUUAAAAAUAUACACUGUGUAAACAGUACCUUACAUUUCUAAAAUCCCAAAUGUAGGAAGAAUAUGAGACACACAGAUAUAUAAGCCAAUUCUUAGUAAUAAUAUUAAAUAUACUUAAA